CCCGUUCGCGCAGUCACUAGGACUCCGUGCAACCAUCACCCUCCUGCGCGAGCAGUCCAGCAUGCCUUCCGGACAGCCACGACGCAAACGGCUACGUGCUGACUCCGAGUCUAGUGCGGAUCGACCUGAGCAUCCGGCGUUUGGCCGCGAUGAAAAGUUCUGGUACGAGGAUGGGAACAUCGUCAUCAUUGCGCAGGAGACAGGCUUCCGGGUCUAUCAGGGCCUGCUCGCUACGCAUUCCGACGUAUUCCGGGACAUAUUCAGUCUGGCACAGCCCGCUGUGGAUGAUAAGCAAGACGAGACACUGGGAGACUGCCCUGUUGUCCACGUCACGGACACAGCGUCUGAGAUCCGCUCGCUCCUAGCGGUGCUCCUGCCUGAGCACAGGUUCAUCGGGCGCCUCAAACUCAGGUCCGACGAUGUCGCGAACUGCAUCCGACUCGCGCACAAGUACGGCAUCGAGGAUCUGCUUCAAGAUUCCGUGCAAGAGCUUGGACGAUACUUCCCGGACUGCUUUGAUGCAUGGGACAAGAGAUCUCAGUCGGGGAGGGGAGCCUCGUACGCGAUCGCGGCUGUGAACCUAGCCCGCCUCACGAACACGCUGUCGUUGCUCAACGGAGCUCUGUACACCUGUUGUCAGCUAGAUGCCUCACAGCUGCUGGACGGAUACACGCGUCCUGACGGCACGGUGGACAUCCUCAGUUCAGAAGACCUCGGACGGUGCAUAAACGGCAAGGCGAGGCUCAGUGCUCUUUAUAUGCGCGCGGUAUACGACAUCUUCGCACCCUUGUCCACGAACGAAGUCAAGAAAUGUGUGGAUGUCACCGGCUCUUGUAAUGCCGCUCUUGCAACCAUCCGAACACGACGCAUGGAACCCCCGAUUGGUGGCGAAGGGUACGACGUCCUGAGGCCUUGGGACUCAGUCAUCCGCAUAUAUUGUCAGAGAAAGCGCAACCCUCUCUGCAAUUUGUGUGCGAAAAUAUUGCUACAGCGAGAGAAGACGAUACGCAAAGGUGUCUGGGAAGACCUGCCAGACGUUUUGGCUUUAGAGGCGCCGAGUAUACCAGUGGCAAACAGAUAGAUGACCUUCGAGGCUGCGGAGGAUAUGACUUGUGGACGGACUUGAUCUAGGACUACUAGUUACUACUAGUAGCACUGUUACGUGUAUCUGCGAUGCUGCAGGCGGAUACAUUUACUUGGUGGGCGCGUCAUGGUACCAGUAGGCCCGAAGUUCACUUUGAAGGAUGAAAUGAAAGAAAAGUCCAACGGCGUUGCCAUCGACAUCUGAUCACGUGCCUAUUUUCUGCUAAGGUACCUCCAGUGGCACUGGCACCAGACUGGCACGGUCAAGAUCGCGACACUCGAUGUUCAAACGCUCAAAUCCAGCUCGUCGAUUGUGUCGCUACCUGUGAAUCCCAACUUGCGCAGUCUGAGAUAGACGGUCAGUUUAGGCCUUGACUGGCACUUGUAACUUAGUGAGUUGACACUCUCCAAGUCAUUA
Fomitopsis serialis is the source of this 1501-nucleotide messenger RNA. RefSeq lists its product as uncharacterized. The transcript is spliced from 4 exons. The record is from RefSeq and is a predicted model, not a curated record. The coding region runs from base 62 to 1081 and encodes 339 amino acids. Lineage: Eukaryota; Fungi; Basidiomycota; Agaricomycetes; Polyporales; Fomitopsidaceae.